GUGGUGGGUUCCUGGCUGGAGCUAUUAAGGGGACCAGUUUCUUGGCCUCUCUCGGUUCUAACUGGCUCUUCUUUCCCUGGCAGUUCCUGGAAGACCUUCUGUUCUUCAUCUCGGACCUACCUGGCUGGGCUGUUUCAUCGCUAGUAUCAGGCGCCAGCUGAGUCACAGUGAUAAGUGGCCCAGUGACUAGAACUUUCUCUACAAGUGCUGGGGCACCGUGCUGAUGUUUUCUCCAGCAGAGAGCAUCAAACCCCAGCUAUGGCGCCUGGUGGAGAUGGUCGAUUUCCGAGAAGAAGUGGAAAGAGAGGGAUUCGCCCGAGCACUUGGGCUGUGUGCCAGGCAACACCUAUAUGAGAUUUUCGCCAUCCUGGAGCACUGGGACGAGUUCGUCAGCAGGGUGCAGCUCCAGCCUUCUGCCGGUGGCUCUCUGGAGGAGCCAGCUUCCAUCGAGCAGCUGAGAAGCUUCCUGCUCCUCACCUAUGGCCAUGUGGUCCACUCAGGCCCCACGGAUCUCAUCCUAGAGACCAUAGGCUGCAAGAUCCUGUCUCCCAUGCGGCAACACUAUUUUCUGAACGAACAUGAGAUCCUCAGAGGCAAGGACUGGGCCUGGCUGCAGAGCCCCGAUCACCAGCACGCCCUGCUGGCCAUCUCAUACUCAGGGAAAUUCGAGCCUCGCCUGUCUAAGGAACAGGAGGCUGAGACCAUCAGCACUUGUAUCGCCAGCGCCAUGAUUCAGCGCCCAGCCCUGGCGAAGCUGAGAGGGACUGAGGUGGCAGAAAUCUCCACUCUCCAGGCAGAAGUUAGUGAGGCAUGGACAAAGCUGCAGCUUCCACCUGCCUCCUUGGCUGGGAAACUCAGCCACCCCCCUGCUGAGUAGCUGGACCCUGGCCCAAUGCAGAGAGCUGCGUGUCCAGCCGAAUCCAGCCCCUCAGUUUAUUUUCCAAAGGGCUGGUGACAAGUGGCUAUGCAGUUAACUCUGCAGUUGGGUUGGCAGGGAGGACAGCUGUAGAGUCUAUCCAAGAACUGCCCUGGGAGGGCCUGGAUCUUGUGCUGCAGAGGUUCCUGGAGCAGCACCUGACCCCCACCACGCUACUGCAGCUGUUUC
Mauremys mutica (yellowpond turtle) is the source of this 1105-nucleotide messenger RNA. RefSeq names its product maestro heat-like repeat-containing protein family member 1. NCBI's taxonomy places the organism in Eukaryota, Metazoa, Chordata, Testudines, Geoemydidae. The coding region runs from base 224 to 877 and encodes 217 amino acids. The record is from RefSeq and is a predicted model, not a curated record. Gene Ontology annotation, cellular component: cytoplasm. The transcript has 7 exons.